AUGGUGGCCACAUUUGAAUGGUCAGACCUCGUAGAGAAAGCCUUGGAGGAUGAGUGCAAGGGCCUCAACUUUACGAAGUUGGUCCACAUCUGGAAAGCCAUGGCACACACUCGAUGGCAUAGAGCGGUAUGCCACAAGUAUGUGCAGAAUCUCGAAAAGAGUAUACAAGCAGAAUACUUCCACAAGGCACAUGAGUGGGGCGAUGCCAACGUGGAUGAAUACAGAUGCCACAUGCUAGUCAUCCAGUACAAGAAAACGUUCAGCGACUGGUCGCUGGGCAUGCCAUCGAGUGGGAUGGAAGAGGAUUUCGCAAGGGAGUUUGGGUACCGAGAGAAAUAUUAUACCUUGGCAUCACAAUGCCAACGCGACUUCAAGGAUGAUGAGGUGCUGCCUGCAGAUGUGGAUGACUGGGGCAACCAGAUAGACGAAGUUCACCGGUAA
Messenger RNA from Phanerochaete carnosa HHB-10118-sp, 441 nucleotides. RefSeq lists its product as uncharacterized. The transcript has 2 exons. The record is from RefSeq and is a predicted model, not a curated record. Bases 1 to 441 code for a protein of 146 amino acids. NCBI's taxonomy places the organism in Eukaryota, Fungi, Basidiomycota, Agaricomycetes, Polyporales, Phanerochaetaceae.